AUGUGUAAAAAUUCCUUCAAAUUCUUCAUGUAUCCAUGGUUUGCUAUGGGCCAUCUCACCUCUUUUAUUCAUCUCUCCAACAAACUUGCUGAAAGAGGCCAUAAAAUCUUCUUUAUCCUCCCCACAAGAACACAAUCCAAAUUGGAACAAUUCAAUCUUCAUCCUGAACAAAUCAGAUUCAUACCGAUAAUUGUUCCACACGUUGAAGGUCUCCCUUCAGGCACUGAAACAACUGCAGAUAUAUCUUUUUCAAUGAAUCCUCUUCUUCGGUAUGCCAUGGAUCUCACACAACCUGUCAUUGAAUCUUUUCUCCAAGAACUCGAACCCCAUUUUGUGUUCUUUGAUUUCGCACAUUGGCUUCCAUCCUUGACACGCCGGUUAGGCAUUAAGUCGAUUAAUUAUUUCACGAUAAGCCCUGCAGCUGCUGGAUACUUACUUCAAGAUGAGUCAUUGACAGAAGCUCCAAAAGAAUUUCCUCCAUCGUCCAUCAAGCUUUACGCACAUGAAGUGCUUGCAUUAAAUGGUGUAAACAAUGGAAAGGAAUUUGGCUGUGGAAUAACUUUUGUGCAGCGUAUACUCAUGGCUACAAAUGACUGUGAUGCCAUUGCUUUUAAAACAUGUACAGAAAUGGAAGGUCCAUACUGUGAAUUUCUAGAAAAUAAGUUCAAGAAGCCAGUCAUUCUUGCAGGGCCAGUUUUGCCAGAGCCACCAACUUCAACUCUAGAAGAAAAAUGGGCAAAAUGGUUGGAUCAAUUCAAGUCGAAAACCGUGAUUUUUUGUGCAUUUGGUAGCGAAGCUAGGCUUCGAAAGGAUCAAUUUCAAGAAAUUCUAUUGGGUUUGGAGUUUACAGGUUUCCCAUUUUUUGCUGCUCUAAAACCACCUAUUGGAACUCGAUCAAUAGAAGAGGCUUUACCAGAAGGUUUCACUGAGAGAACUCGAAAACGAGGAAUUAUUCACGAAGGUUGGAUUCAACAACAAUUGAUCUUAGGACACCCUUCAAUAGGGUGUUUUGUAACACACUGCGGGUCAGGUUCCUUAUCGGAGGCCUUGGUGAAUGAGUGCCAAUUGGUGCUAAUGCCACAUGCUGGUGAUCAAAUCAUUAAUGCAAGAUUGAUGGGAGGAGAUCUAAGAAUUGGAGUUGAAGUUGAGAAAGGACAUGAUAAUGGCUUAUUUACAAAAGAGGGUAUCGUUAAGGCAAUAAGAUCAGUUAUGGAAUAUGAUAGUGAGAUUGGAAAAGUAGUUAAAUCCAACCAUUCUAAAUGGAGGAAUUUCUUGCUGAGCAAAGGCCUUGAAGAUUCUUACAUUGAUAGCUUUGUUCACAAGUUGGGAAGCCUCGUGGAUGUUUGA
This is a messenger RNA of Fraxinus pennsylvanica, 1347 nucleotides long. Lineage: Eukaryota; Viridiplantae; Streptophyta; Magnoliopsida; Lamiales; Oleaceae. The record is from the annotation of a GenBank genome assembly.